Messenger RNA from Cuscuta campestris, 1027 nucleotides. The record is from the annotation of a GenBank genome assembly. NCBI's taxonomy places the organism in Eukaryota, Viridiplantae, Streptophyta, Magnoliopsida, Solanales, Convolvulaceae.
AUAUUUCUUCAACUCUUUCCUUCUCUCUCUCUCUCUCUCUGUGUGUGUGAUGACAACACUUUCCUCUUUUCCUUUCACCACCGUCAACCUCCCUCGUCCGGGCAACCAUUGCCCCGUUUUCCGACGACGACGGUUUCAAUACUGCAAAAAAGCAGGCACGGUGCGAUGUAACAAUAAUAAGGGGAAGGAGGCAAGAAAUGAUUUGGGCAGCGGCGGCAUGCCUGGAAAUGUGGUGCUGAAGGUGGCUUGGUAUGGUACUGAGCUUCUGGGAGUUGCUGCUUCUCUCCUCCAAUCUCCGGCGGCUGAUAGGGAAACCCAAGGCGGAGAAGGAAAUAGGGAGCUGGUCUGUGACGAGUCCGGAGCGGUUGAACGAUCCGCUGUCGUGGCUGCCAUCAAAGACGACUUCUUGAGAUCAUACUUUGUCACAGGGAAGGUGACGAUGGGUGUGUAUGAAGAGGAUUGUGAAUUUGCAGACCCAGCAGGGGGUUCCUUCAAAGGGCUGCGCAGGUUCAAGAGGAACUGCACCAAUUUCGGGUACCUCGUCCGAAAAUCAAACCUCAAACUUGUCAAGUGGGAGGAUUUUGAGGAAAAGGCGAUUGGGCACUGGCGUUUCAGUUGUGUUUUGGCUUUCCCAUGGAAACCCACACUUUCAGCAAGUGGUUAUACGGAGUAUUACUUGAGCGCGGAGUCGGGCAAAGUAUGGAGGCAUGUUGAGCACUGGAAUGUACCAAAGUUGGCUUUGUUCAAGCAACUUCUAACCCCCAAAUUACGCUCCUAAUUGAAUUAAUUGAUUCAUUUGGCUUAAGAACGUGCAUGAUUGUGCCAUCAUGUAAUAUUUGGACUAUUUUAGGCCCAUCAACUAAUUAUCCCUCCGUCCUAAUUUAAAUUGUGUGUUUCCAUUUACGAUAUUGAUUGAAGUUAGUAUCAAUGCAAUUCAUUAGAAAGUUGGUGUGAAACUAAAAAAAAAUAAAUUUUACAUAUUAAAAAACUAUAUCAAAUGAUUUACAAAAAAAGGAGUGACAUGAUU